Hibiscus syriacus is the source of this 1106-nucleotide messenger RNA. RefSeq names its product anthranilate synthase beta subunit 2, chloroplastic-like. Gene Ontology annotation, biological process: L-tryptophan biosynthetic process. The coding region runs from base 73 to 915 and encodes 280 amino acids. The transcript has 8 exons. Lineage: Eukaryota; Viridiplantae; Streptophyta; Magnoliopsida; Malvales; Malvaceae. The record is from RefSeq and is a predicted model, not a curated record. Gene Ontology annotation, cellular component: cytosol.
CUUUUCGUAAAGCAGAAUCAUUUUCCCAGAAUCUAACACCUUGUUUUCUCUUCUUCUCUCUUCAGAAGGAAAAUGGCGGCUAAUUUUAUAACUCAAGCAUCUCUGGUUCAACCAAACCCUUCCCUUCAUGCUAAAACCCUUCAAAACCCAUCUCUGUCUCGCCUCUCCAAGCUCUCUCCUUCAUCAAGUUUUUGUUUUUUGCCGAAAAACAGAACUUUGGCUGUUGGAAAACUGUUAUUGGCAUCGGCUGUAUCCGACUCAAAAUCUUCAGUUUUGGAAGAUAAGAAAAACAACAAGAACCCCAUUAUCGUCAUUGACAAUUAUGAUAGUUUCACCUACAAUCUUUGCCAGUACAUGGGAGAGCUUGGAUGUCACUUUGAGGUUUAUCGAAAUGAUGAGUUGACUGUAGAAGAUUUGAAAAGGAAAAACCCUAGGGGUGUGCUAAUCUCCCCUGGUCCAGGAACACCCCAAGAUUCUGGAAUAUCCUUGCAAACAGUUUUGGAACUUGGACCUCUUGUACCUUUAUUUGGUGUUUGUAUGGGUUUGCAGUGCAUUGGUGAGGCUUUCGGAGGAAAGAUAGUCCGUUCUCCCUACGGUGUCAUGCAUGGCAAAAGUUCUCCCGUGUAUUAUGAUGAGAAGGGCGAAGAUGGGUUAUUCGCUGGAUUAUCAAACCCUUUCAAUGCCGGAAGAUAUCAUAGUCUUGUGAUUGAAAAGGAUAGUUUCCCCGACGAAGCACUCGAGGUUACUGCUUGGACAGAGGAUGGACUGAUUAUGGCUGCUCGCCACAAAGUCUAUAAGCAUGUUCAGGGCGUACAAUUCCAUCCAGAGAGCAUCAUAACAUCCGAAGGCAAAACAAUUGUUCGCAACUUCAUCAAACUGGUAGAGCGAAAAGAGGCCGCUGAAUCCCUCACUUAGAGGUCAUGUACUGGACAGAAUUCCUUGAGGCGUAUAUGUCAAGCAUCAGUAAGUUGCUGAUUCAUCCUUUUCUUUGAUGAUCAUGUAUGUGUUCUCGUAGGACGGUAAAUUCUUCCUUGGCUCAUGUCGGAAUAUGUAUCGGAUUAUGAUACCGGACACAUAUACCUUAAGAAAAAUGAAAAGUUUGAUAC